AUGCCAGGCACCGGGACCAACCACAAGUCCCGCCCGCACGGUUACAGUUACCGCCAGACUCGAACCAGCUCCAGUUCCACCAUCCAGGACUCGUACAGCGACCAGUACACCAACAAACAGGAGUCGUAUAAGAACUAUCACAACAGCAGCAAGGACUCGUACCACAACCACUACAGCGAGGUCCCACGCCCCAUCAUCAUCGACACUCAACCGUCCCACAAUCCUCCUCGCUACGUUAACGCCGGGACCAGUUCCUACCGCGCCGCUCACGCCACCGAUCACGAUGCGUACCGAGACGUCUCCAAACCUGCUCAGGAUCCGCUUCGAAAUAUCAAACCCAAUCAGGAGGCGUACCUGGAUGGCCCCCCCGCGAGUCCCGAUCACAAGAUGAACCAGGAGCCGUAUUACGACACCAGACCGCACUCAUACCCCGGCAACCAGCUCACCUCCCACGAGCGCGAUCACAAACCCAGCCAGGAUCCUGUCCGAGACCAGUACGCCCCCGUCCCGCAGCAGGACUCGCCCCGUGACCCCUCCGCCGCUCCCUCGCGGCCCAUCGUCAUCGACACCCAGCCAUCUCACCGCCUGAUCCCCAACUCCUCCUGCGGCUCGUGUUCCUGGCAGGAUUGUCGAGCUCUGAUCUGUUGCGUGUUGACCUGCGGGUUCUACGGUCACCGCCAGCCCUGCGUCCCCGCUCAGGAGAGCUCCACCGAUCCCCCGCCCAAAUUCGAACCCGAACCUCUCCAGCUCGAGCCCAAGUCCGAACCCAAGCCCGAGCCCAAAGGGACCAACCAGCUGAGUUCUGAGAGCUUUCAUUACCGUGACGUGCACCUAAACGGGAGGAAGGUGAACAGCCUGGCGAACUCAGAGGCUCCGCCCCGGCGCAGCAGGACCACGCCCAAGGGCGAGAGCCAGCGACCCGUCAGCAACACUAGCAUUUACUCCAGAGAGGACCUGGACGUGGACGACGUGGACGACGGAGGGACCGACAUCGACUCGCUCAUCACCAAGAAGCUGCUGGAGCUCUACAAGCUUCACCAGAUCGAGCAGCUGGCCAAGUGCACGUCCGACCUGUCGUUCUCACGCAAGACCAACGAGAUCAGCGAGCUGAUCAUCAGCAUCGCGCAGGACUACAACCUGCAGGAGCAGGAGGCCGAGUGCCGGCUCGUCCACGGCGUCAUCCGCAUCAGCACCAGGAAACACGCCAAGGGCUGCAAGAGCAAGGACAAGUCCCAGGAUGCACCGCUUCAGCCCAGCGGGAGGAGGGACGCCACGCUGCCCGACAGCGGCAACGACACCAUGACCUUCACCUUCAGUAACGAUGAGCCGAAGAUGCUGGUCUCUGAUUCGACGCCAUCGGAUGAUCUGGCACGAAAGAUGCGCAUGUACAGCGGGCGGAGCGCGUACUCCUCAGGAACAGCCACGGCCACAGACUCUUCAGGAGAGCCGCUGCUGUGCUGACGACCGCACCGGGCGCCCCAUCACCGAUCCGUCCAUCUGAUCAACGACUGUUACACACCGGCAACCGGAUUAAACCGACCCUGCUGUGUCUGAUUACAGGACGGAUUAAAGAGAACCGAUUCAGAUCCGGAUUACAGACUAAAGUGCCGGA
Molecule: messenger RNA, 1612 nt
Organism: Trichomycterus rosablanca
Lineage: Eukaryota; Metazoa; Chordata; Actinopteri; Siluriformes; Trichomycteridae
Gene: kdf1a
Product: keratinocyte differentiation factor 1a
Exons: 3
Coding region: 1-1461 (486 amino acids)
Biological process (GO): regulation of epidermal cell division; keratinocyte development
Cellular component (GO): cell junction
Source: RefSeq, a predicted model, not a curated record